AUGGCCCUUCUGAAGCCGAUUCCAUACUCGCUGGAAAAGACAUUUGAUCCAAAUCAAGAUCAGCAGCAAACUCGCAGAACCAUAAACCUCAGUGUCAACAAGCCAGCAGUAGAAUCCCGACACGUGCCACGGCCAACUGGGGAGUUUCAGAAGGUCAAGCACGUGCUGAUAUAUGGGAAUAUAACCAUCUGUCCUUAUCUCAAAGAGGAAGGCUUAAGAAAAAUCCUUCUUUUGGAGGCUGAAUUCCUGUCUAUAACGUGGAAAAAAAUGAUAUUCCUUUGGACUCUUACAUUAGUAUUUGUAAGCCUCUGCGCUUCGCAAGAAGGCUACAAAUGCAAAAAUCUCGAGGAAUUCGAUGCCGCCGAAAAAGGAGAAAUCACGAAUCCUUUGUAUUCAAAAGGAAAUUAUCCAAAUAAUUUGUGGUGCGAGUACCGAAUUACCGCUCCAGAUGGUUACAGGAUAAAACUGACUUUCGAGGAUAUGGACAUCAAGCCCAGUGGCAGCUGCGGAUCGGACAAACUAGUUGUUUACGGGAAAAAUAAGGAAACUGUCCUAGGAGUGUACUGUGGCUUUCAAAUCCCAAACCCUGUACUAUCUCACGAAGACGAGAAUGAAGUAAGACUUCUUUUUGAAACGGAUGACAUGGGAUCUGGUAGAGGAUUUAAGCUAACUUAUGAAUCAUCUCCAUACAUUGAAAUGUGUAAAGAGAAUGAAGGGGAAUGCCGCAACAGGGAUUGUUACCCUGUCGAUAAGAUGUGCGAUGGAGUGGACGACUGUGGAGACGGAACUGAUGAAGAAGACUGUGACAUGCCUAUUGUAAGUCUACCAGCAGAGGAUGCAUGUGGGAAAACUCCCAUUAAGCCAGACACAAUUUAUGGUUCAGCUGACCGCGUGGUCGGAGGAACUGCAGCCGUUCCAAACAGCUGGCCAUGGCAAGUCUCUUUUCAGCAUGCUUACAUCGAGCCUAAUGGACAUUUCUGCGGGGGAACUCUCAUCAAUGCACAAUGGGUUAUCUCCGCAGCUCACUGCUUUGCUAACAAUCCUUUCCCACCAACCGUCAGGAUACAUCUCGGCAGCCAUAACAAAUUCAAUAAAACUAAAUUUGAGCAGACAAGGGUAGCAAAGAAGAUCGUCUCGUAUCCGGACUUGGAAGGCGAAAAAGUAAGAUUUCUAACUCAUUUAAUCCUCUUAAGCCCCGCCUACACAACCAGACAUAUCUCCCUACAAGUCUCCCUCGCAGACAUGUCUCCUGAUA
This is a messenger RNA of Stegodyphus dumicola, 1255 nucleotides long. Its product is annotated as chymotrypsin A-like. Gene Ontology annotation, biological process: proteolysis. The record is from RefSeq and is a predicted model, not a curated record. Gene Ontology annotation, molecular function: serine-type endopeptidase activity; protein binding. NCBI's taxonomy places the organism in Eukaryota, Metazoa, Arthropoda, Arachnida, Araneae, Eresidae.